GCUGCUCCUCACAUCCCUAAUAUAUAUAUAUAUAUUAUAACACAUUAUAAUAAACACAUUAUAAUUUGUUUUCUAUAUUUACGAGUCCAUUUCCCCUCAUCUUUUUCCAACCAGCCGCAUGCUGCUUCACUACAUCAAGCAACUACUUCUUUGCCACUGUAUGAUAGUCAUUCCCCGUCACCUCCAAACUGGACACCUGCUCCUUCCCCUGCACAUUGGUCACCUGCUCCUUCACCUGCACAUUGGUCUUCUGAUCCUUCACCUUCUCAAACAGAUCACUGGUCACCUGAACACUCUGUUUCCACUCUGCCAUCUUCUGUAACAACUGAUAAUUAUGAAACAAUGAUUGAUCAGUAUAACACAUUGCAAAGGUAUUUUAAGCUAUAUAUUUUCACACAUAUUACAGCUGAAUAUUUUACCUUUCUGUUUUAGAGUUGAUCUGCAAAUGAUUUUUAAGAAGCUUCAUAGCAGAGUUGAUCUCCUGAGUUGUCCGACAAGCAAUCAAAUAAAUGUAUAUCGAGACAACAUACUUCAAGGCAGCCUGCAAGCAUUUAAGCGAAGGCGGUUUAAUCCUGAAGCAAGGCUGGAUGUAAUUUUUGUGUAUUCUGAUGGGGUUGGAGAAGGAGCUGUAGAUGAAGGAGGACCAACCAGGGAAUUCCUUUGCUUGCUAAUGAGGGAAAUACAGAAGUCCAAAAUAUUUGAAGGACCAGAAGACAAGAGACUACUGGCACUUGAUACUCAUGCUGUUGAGAAUGGCUUGUACAUGGCGAUUGCAAAAAUGAUUGCAGUAUGCAUAAUUCAUGGUGGAGUAGGCCCCCAUUUCUUUUCAAACGUCUUUUUAUGCAAAUCUGUGGUCAGUGUACACUUCCUGUGUCCCUUGAGUAAAUAGCAGACAGCAGUUUCAAAGAAAAUCUCUCAAAGAUGCUGGAGACAGUCUGUACAUGAUGGGAGCCCUAAGGUACAUCUCAUCUCUUGAAGAGAGGGACUCCCUCGUCCAAUCUGCAGCGGAAUACUUUGUGAAUGGGCGGACAAAUUUGGCUCUCAGACAAUUUGAAGAGGGUUUCAAAACUCUUGAUCUGAUUGACGAGUUUAGGAACCAUCCUGAAAUUUUUGAGGACGUGUUCAUCAAUGCAGUCAGACCACUUGAGGCAAAAGAUCUGUCCACUCUCUUCGAGGUGGACUUCUCACCUCUUGGCAGCAACAAAAGGCAGCUAGAAAAUAAGACUGUCUGCUUUUGGAGAGACUGGCUAAUUGAUGUUAAAGAAGGUGACUGCAAUCCCUUGACAUUGGAAAUGGUGCUGGAAUUUGCUUCUGGAGCCUCAUCAGUGCCUCCACUUGGAUUCCCCCAUCAGCCUAAAAUCGAAUUUCUCCAUACCUUUGGUCAAGAAAUCAGAAUUUUUCCAGAGGCCAACACAUGCCUCAUUGUUCUUAGACUUCCAAUGCACAAUACUUACGAAUCCUUUAGAACCUACAUGACUGAAGGUAUUUUGCAGUCGCCAACUUUUGGCACAAUGUAAGUAUCCACAUACCUUGUUCAUGUAAGGGUGAUAAAUGAACGAGUUCAUGUUUCAACAUAGUUUUACAAAUGAUUAAAUCAAUUGUUAACAUAUUUUCACCCUUAUUCCAACUUAUACAACUUUUUACUGUUGUACCAUUCUUUUCCUUUAACUGCAAAAAAGCUUU
Danio rerio (zebrafish) is the source of this 1683-nucleotide messenger RNA. Lineage: Eukaryota; Metazoa; Chordata; Actinopteri; Cypriniformes; Danionidae. The record is from RefSeq and is a predicted model, not a curated record.